UUUCUUUCAUUUGCCAACAUCACUCAGAGGCCAUUGGGAGGGUUUUGGUGUAAUAAAGUUUCGUAUCGUGGAAAAAUGGCAGCGACAAGAAUUUUCAUAACACUUUGUAUUUAUUCGAUGUGCUGUUCAACAUCAUGGGUUCUAGGUGAGGAUUGCCACGAAGAUGUAGACGGCAAUACAGAAUGCACAAAAGACGGACUGACAACUGUACAUUACGUUGGAAUAGGCGGAGGAACUGUGGCUUUGAUUGUGUUCGCUGUCAUAUUUCGCUUACUCUGUCGCUAUAGAUGUUGCUAUAUCCUUGCGAGACAACAACGAGUGCAAAGGCAUCGUCAGGCAAAUGCUAAUGUAGAAGCACCUGCUGUAAUUACGACAGUACCUUACGCGAGACAAUUGGAUGAAAAAUAAAAAAUGCAGAUUUCGUUAUGGAAAAGAGACAGGUCACACAUUUUUGUAAACAAUUGAUUUUUUUGCAUUCCGCCUCAAACAUUGUUUAGCGAUUUACGAAAAAUACCCCGAAAAGUUGUUUAGUCAUUGUUUACCAGGAUAAGUUGAUUGCAAAUUGAUAUUUUUGGAAGUAUCUCUUUCAUACUAUUUCAUACUGAUUAGCAAUUUUUUAAUGAAUUUUUGACUAUCGGGAUUGUUGUUCAUCUAUAUUAUAAUACCU
This is a messenger RNA of Hydractinia symbiolongicarpus, 667 nucleotides long. RefSeq lists its product as uncharacterized. The record is from RefSeq and is a predicted model, not a curated record. Bases 76 to 408 code for a protein of 110 amino acids. The transcript is spliced from 3 exons. NCBI's taxonomy places the organism in Eukaryota, Metazoa, Cnidaria, Hydrozoa, Anthoathecata, Hydractiniidae.